CGCCAACACCCUCACACCCACCACGAUGCUUUGCGCCAUUUCCGGAGAAGCUCCACGGGAACCCGUUGCGUCGCGCAAGAGCGGCAAUGUCUUCGAAAAGCGCCUGAUCGAGGCGCACAUUGCCGAAAACCACACAGACCCUGUCACUGGCGAAGACCUCUCAGUCGAGGAUCUGGUUGAGCUCAAGUCGCCGCAAGUCGUCAGCCCCCGACCGCCGAACCUCACAUCCAUUCCUGCACUUCUCAGCGCCUUCCAGAACGAGUGGGACGCCAUCGUACUCGAGACACAUACCCUCAAGCAGCAACUGGCGCAGACACGACAGGAGCUCAGCACGGCGCUGUACCAGAACGAUGCUGCGACGCGCGUGGUUGCGCGACUGACGCGCGAGAGAGACGAGGCACGAGAGGCGCUCUCGAACGUCACCGUCAGCGGUGGCCGCAAUGGCGAUGCUAUGCAGGUCGAUGGCCAGGCGCUGCCUGAGGAGCUUGCCGCCAAGGUUGACGAGACACAACAACAGCUCUUUGCGACGCGCCGAAAGCGACCCGUCCCCGAGGGCUGGGCUACCGGCGCGGACAUCUCCACAUUCGAUGUUGCCUCCUCGAGCAAGCCUCUCUACCCUGGAAGUAGCGCUGUCUCUGUCGACGAGUCUGGCGAUAUGGCACUGUUCGGCGGCGCGGAUGGCGUUGCAGGCGUAUACUCGAUCUCGCAGGAGAAGGUGGUGCAGGUGCUCAAGGCAGGCAGCCCAGUCACAGCUACGACGUGGUGGGGCUCGCGCGCAGUCGUCGCGACUGCUGCUGGUACCGUGAAGAUCUUCGAGAACGGCAACGAAAUUGCGCAGCUUGGCUCGCACGCAGGCGCCGUCACAUCACUCUCUCUUCAUCCUAGCGGCUCUAUCCUGGCUUCUGGAGCCGCGGACAAGCGCGUCGCAUACUACGACCUCGCGACAUUCAAGACGGUCUCCCAGAUCUACACCGAAGCCGAUAUCACUGCAUCCUCCUUCCACGUCGAUGGUCUGCUCCUCUUCGUCGGCAGCUCGGACGGCAAGAUCCGCAUCUUCGACGUCAAGACCGGCGCCUCUAUGGCCGAGCUCGACAGUGGCGCCCCAAUUGCGGCCAUUUCCUUCUCUGAGAACGGCACUUGGUUCGCAGUCGCUCAAAAGGGGUCGAGUCAGGUCUCCAUCUGGGACAUCAGGAAACAGAACGUUAUCAAGGUCCUUGAAGCUGGCAGCCCUGUUGAGAACGUCAAGUGGGACUACACAGGCCAGUUCCUGGCGGCAGCUGGGUCGGGCAGCAUUUCAGUCCAGCAGUACACCAAGGCAUCGAAGAGCUGGUCCGAGCCCGUACGAAAAGCGGUACCUGCGAAGGAUGUUGCUUGGGGUGCGAACGCAGGAAGCUUAGUCGCACUGACUUCAGAAGGUGGGCUAAGCAUCUUGAGCUCUGCAUGAGGGAGACGAUCGUAGCACUCUGCAAGGAGAAGACGCAGCAUACAACCUGCAAGCGGGCCACCAGGAGAAGCGCAGCGACUGGGGAAGCAUGAGGUGGGGAUGAUGUAAGAUUGGUCUUGGAUCUAUGGCAUAACGCCCAAAAGCUCGGGAUAAGUUGCACUCAGAGGUGGCAUAUCAUUUCGAAUAGGCCUAUAGGAGGUGCCGCGGCGCCUGGAGCAAUGCAACACAGUUGGCCCUUCUGUAUAUAAUUGGGCAAUACAUCCUUCAAAUACUUGACUUGCAUUAGCACAUCUUCGUAAAUAGAAAAUGAGACGGAUGCAGUAGCUCG
Molecule: messenger RNA, 1772 nt
Organism: Didymella exigua CBS 183.55
Lineage: Eukaryota; Fungi; Ascomycota; Dothideomycetes; Pleosporales; Didymellaceae
Product: Prp19-domain-containing protein
Exons: 2
Coding region: 26-1444 (472 amino acids)
Biological process (GO): protein ubiquitination; DNA repair; mRNA splicing, via spliceosome
Cellular component (GO): Prp19 complex; U2-type catalytic step 1 spliceosome; cytoplasm
Molecular function (GO): ubiquitin protein ligase activity; protein binding
Source: RefSeq, a predicted model, not a curated record